Messenger RNA from Cooperia oncophora, 279 nucleotides. NCBI's taxonomy places the organism in Eukaryota, Metazoa, Nematoda, Chromadorea, Rhabditida, Trichostrongylidae. The record is from the annotation of a GenBank genome assembly.
AUGGACCGUCUUGUGCAGGCGUUUGGUUAUUUCAGUAGUAGUGGUGUUGGGUCAAAGUUUCAUCGUGAUGAAGAAGUUCGUUCAAAGGAAGAAGUACUAACCAAGAGGAAAAAUAUUAUUGGCUCAAAAUGUCAAAUGUUCUACAAGGACGAUCCCUUUAUGGUUUCGAAAGCGUCAAUGCAGUAUUUGUAUGAUGAUGCUGGCAAACAGUACUUGGACUGCAUCAGUAAUGUUCAGCACGGUACGUUUUGCGAUAAAAGGGUUAAAUGCAGGGGUUGA